AAAAAAAAAAAAAGAAACAAAACGAAAAACCCCACCAUAUCCAAACCAACCAACCCUCUCCAGCAGAAGGACAGAAAACAACCACAUUUUUCGCACACACAAAAUUUAAUUUCUUUUUUUCAGUCUGAGUCUCUCUCUAGCUCUCUAAAAAUUCAAUUCAAAACACGAGUGUGGAAGCGAAAUUUUUCCUCUUAAAUGUCCUUCUAGAGGAAAACAGACACAAAAAAAAUCCAUCGCGUUUUGUUGUCCUGUUUGAAGGAAGAAACGAGAGACAACAAAGGGGCAAGUCGCGUCGAUUUUCAAACGAAACAAAUCGAAAAAAAAGGAAAAGAAAAAGAAUUUUCAAUUCGAUCCUAACUUAAAUCCAAUUAAAGUUCUUUUUCUUCUUUCAACUAAAUCUAACAGGCUACUAAAAAAAUACAUAUUUCAAGACUAUAAACAUGACGCUUCAGGAAAUCAUGGAUUAUACCUAUUUGACGAAGGAACAUCUCACCGGAUUCGAUAACUACAAGUACAGUGCAAGGGACACAUCACCUUUAAGUAUCUAUGUAAUGCACCCCUUUUGGGACUGGAUUGUUAAGUUUUUCCCUAGAUGGAUUGCGCCCAACUUGAUGACGUUUCUCGGCUUCCUAUGUACCUUUGCCAAUCUAAUUUUUCUCUCCUACUAUGACUGGAAUUUUUUUGCCAGUUCCGGUGAGCCCGGCUACACUCCAAUUCCUCAAUGGGUUUGGUUGUGUACGGCAAUAAAUAUAUUCCUUGCCUACACUUUGGAUGGCAUCGAUGGGAAGCAAGCGAGGCGAAUUGGUUUGGCUGGACCGUUGGGUGAACUGUUCGAUCAUGGACUGGAUUCGUAUACGGCAGUUCUUAUUCCAACUUGUUUGUAUAGUAUAUUUGGACGUUGUGAUGCUUCGAUUCCACCAAUUCGAAUGUAUUACAUUUGUAUGAUGGUUUUUUUGAAUUUCUACGUGUCGCAUUGGGAGAAGUAUAAUACUGGAGUGUUAUAUUUGCCGUGGGGCUAUGAUUUUAGUAUGUGGGGAUCGACAGCUAUGUACCUGAUUACCUGGUGGUAUGGUGUUGGAUUUUGGAAGAGAAAUCUUCCAUUUGGUUUACCUUUGGGUAUUGCUAUGGAAAUUCUGUUGCACGUGAGCGCAAUGGCUAAUAUGCCAAUGGUUGUUAUAAAUGUGUACAAUUCAUAUGUACAAAAAACUGGUAAAAUGCGUCCAUUUGCAGAGGCUAUUCGACCAUUAUAUCCAUUUGCUUCUUAUUUGGUAAUAUUACUUGUUUGGCCUUGGAUAUCACCAUCGAAUAUAGCUGAAACUGAUCCACGAGCUUUGUUUAUGUUGAGUGGAACAAUAUUUAGUAAUAUAAGUUGCCGACUUAUCGUUUCCCAAAUGUCCAAUACUCGCUGCGAAGCCUUCCAUUGGAUGACUCCUAUAUUCAUUAUUUUAAUUGCAUUCGCUCUUUGGAUACCAUUCUUCGAACGAUUCAUACUGUAUGUGUUGUUAAUUUAUACAACAUUAGCUCAUUGGCAUUAUGGAGCCAGUGUAGUCAAUCAAAUGUGUGAACAUUUUAAUCGUAUAUGUUUCAAAGUGACUCCUAAACAUCCCAAAAAGGAUAUUGAACCUCUUUUGAGAGCUGAUUAAAAUUUGCAAAAAGACGAGACAGAGACACAUCAGUGCAGUUAAAUUGAUAUCUAAUUUAUGUGACGAAAAUUCAAGCUGCUUCUUCUACAAUGAGUGUUCGAUAAGAUCGUCCAAAUCAGUCAUUUUUGUGUGUUUUUUUUUUCUUAAAAUAUUAAUUCACUUUCUAGAAAAUAGGAAAAUGCCUUGCUUUAUUAUAUAAAUAAACUAUAAAAAAAAAAUACCUACAUUAUAUAUAUAUUUUCCAAUGCAUUUAAACGAGAUUAAUUUAAUUUAAUUAUUGUUUAUAUUUUUAUUUAAUGAUUAUUAUGCAUUUCCUUUUCCCCUUUCGUAGUAGUUACUAUAUUUAUUCAAUUUAGAUUGCAUUUAUACAUAAUUUAAUAAAAAAAAUCAGUAAACUUCUAAUAAUAUAUUUUCGUUAAGUUAAAAUUGCAUACUCCAGAGUGUUCCUUAUAAAAAAGAUAAAACCAAACAAAAUAAAGAAAAAAGAGGAAAGAAGAAAAAAACAGACGCUAAACACUCUGCAUGUGAAUAUUGUAAAAUAAUAUUAAUACAAAAAAAAAUUAAAAGAAAAAAAAUCAAGAAAACUUCCAGGUAGAAAAUAUUAUACAACAAAUUUAUAUUAUAUUAUAUUAUUAUAACAUAAAAUCUAAUUCUACAUCAGGACAUGUAAAGAGUGUGUAUAACUUCGUAUGUGCUAUAUACUUUUUGUUUAUUAUUUUUUUUUUAUUUAAUUUCUUUUUUUAUUUAAUUUCAUGUUCAAAUAUAUAAUUAUAAUUGUCUAGUCGAUGUUGAUUUCAAGGGCAAUUUUAUAUGCUCACCUUAAACUAUACUAUGCUAAUAUUUUUUGUUUUGUCACACACAACAAAAAAAAAAAACUUGAGUUGAAUUGUUGUUAAUUUGUUGUUUUUGCAAAUCGAAUUUAGUUCUAAAAAAGUAUUAUUUUGUAACCUCAUAAGCUUAAAACACCAAUUUAACCAGAAGAAAAAUUAAUUAUCUAUUUACUUGUAAUUUAUGCAAACAACAAAAACAACAACAAGACCUUCGUGUUCUGUGUGUGUUUUUUUUCGUAUUCAAUCUGCAUGUUUUUUUUUUUGGUCUUAUUCUGUAUUUUUAAAUUCAUUGUUUUGAGUAACAGAAUAGGACUGAUUGUUUAUAAAAAAAAAAACCUACACACACCACACGAUGCGCGACAUAAGCCUGAAAUUUAUCCUAAAAGUAGGCAUAGAAAACAAAAUAUCAUGUUUAACAAAGAACAAUUAUAACAAACAAAAAAAAAAAAAAAAAAAAACAA
Messenger RNA from Episyrphus balteatus (marmalade hoverfly), 2934 nucleotides. Its product is annotated as ethanolaminephosphotransferase 1. Gene Ontology annotation, molecular function: ethanolaminephosphotransferase activity. The record is from RefSeq and is a predicted model, not a curated record. Bases 441 to 1643 code for a protein of 400 amino acids. Gene Ontology annotation, biological process: phosphatidylethanolamine biosynthetic process. NCBI's taxonomy places the organism in Eukaryota, Metazoa, Arthropoda, Insecta, Diptera, Syrphidae. The transcript has 6 exons. Gene Ontology annotation, cellular component: endoplasmic reticulum membrane; Golgi apparatus.